This is a messenger RNA of Rodentolepis nana, 210 nucleotides long. The record is from the annotation of a GenBank genome assembly. NCBI's taxonomy places the organism in Eukaryota, Metazoa, Platyhelminthes, Cestoda, Cyclophyllidea, Hymenolepididae.
AUGUGUGGAACCGGCAGGAAAAAGAGGAUGAGGUUUUUCAUUUUGAAUCUGGCCAUAACAGAUAUUUUUGUUGCAAUUGGAGCUAUAUUGCCGGAAUUAAUAUUGUACAUUGUGAAAAAUUUUUACGCACCAGAAUUUGUGUGCCGAAUGGUGAAAUAUAUGCAACAACUAAAGGUAGGAUCUUCUCGCGGGUUCUUCGCUCUCGUGUGA